AUGGAAGAUCAGAGCAACGUCACAGCAGAACCUGGAGAGAUCAUCACUCUCCCAUGCAGAGCUGCCGAGAACCACCCAGUCCAUGUUGGAGAGUGGAGAAGAACCGAUCAGGCGUCCGAAUAUGUUCUGAGGUACAGAGACGAGCAGUUUGACGAGGAGAACCAGCAUCCAUCUUUAAAGAACCGUGUUCAUCUGAAGGACAGACAGAUGAAGAAUGGAGACCUGUCUUUGGUGCUGGAGAAUGUGACGGCUGAUGAUGAAGGACUGUAUCAGUGUUUGGUUGCUCAGGGAGGAAAACCUCAACUGGAUCUCCUCCGCACCAUCCAGUUGGUUGUAGCUACUCCUUCUGCUGCAGGGGAGAAGGAUGGAAGCAAAGAAGAUGGAACUAGCCGCCAACAUUUUGUGCUGAUACCUGUAACCGUCUUGUUCUUUAGUGUACUUUGCCUGGUUUGUCUUUGUAAGAAAAAAAAGAUGGUGUUAAACACAUCAAAUGUGUGUAAGCACUGACACAUCUGGAAUUGAUUCUCUACCAGCUGCUGCUCUGCUGGCUUUAAGUUCCUACUUGUAUCACUGGUCAACUUAAAGCUUGGGGUUAUGUUUCUCAGAUUGCUUCUGGUGUUUGGGGUCUAUUAAUUGGUACUCUAAUCCUUUUCCUCAAAUGACGUCUGCUGAGAUCACAUGCCUCAAAAUGUAGAAUAAUUGGUGCUACUUUGACCAAUAGAGGUUUUAGGGAAAGAUGGAUCAUGUCACAUGUGCUAAAAGAACAUCUGAACCAGUAUAAUAAAACAAGCUUUAAUGAUCUUAUAAUGUUCUUUCAGUGUUAGUGAACAAAGGGAAAGCUGAAUUAGAUGGAAAGGUUAAACCUCAACACCUUUCACUGUGAUCUAUGGAGAGCUGUGAUGUGGACUUAAUGAAAACAGUGAUUUAAUGUUACCAGGCAAAGCAUUAAUAAUUUCUUAUUUAAAUGUUAGCCAUAACACAGUAGCUUCCUUUAUAAUUCAUUCCUGCAAGACUUAAGCUUUCCACCCCAACAAGGAGGCCUCAGUAUUCAGGUUCGGUUGAUCAUGGAACAAAAGACUCAUAUCUUAAACAGAAGACAAACUACCAAGUUUAUAAAGGAUGAGGUAUGACCAGCAUCCAAUUAAAGAAGUGAAGGAGCUAAAAAAUCUGCACUGUUGACCUGCUGAGAGUUAUCUUCUUUUUAAUCUGUUUACAAAAUCACCAUCUAUCCAUUGUAGCAGAAAAAAACAAUUCACUAAUGUACAGUAUGCUGUGUUAUAUAAUUUGUCACUCAAUAAUCUGUCAUGAUUUUAUCUAAGGCUCGGACCCACAUGAAAAGUUUGACAGAUU
Molecule: messenger RNA, 1350 nt
Organism: Cyprinodon tularosa
Lineage: Eukaryota; Metazoa; Chordata; Actinopteri; Cyprinodontiformes; Cyprinodontidae
Product: coxsackievirus and adenovirus receptor-like
Exons: 3
Coding region: 1-507 (168 amino acids)
Biological process (GO): cellular response to lipopolysaccharide; T cell costimulation; negative regulation of T cell proliferation
Cellular component (GO): external side of plasma membrane
Source: RefSeq, a predicted model, not a curated record